Purpureocillium lilacinum is the source of this 690-nucleotide messenger RNA. RefSeq lists its product as uncharacterized. Lineage: Eukaryota; Fungi; Ascomycota; Sordariomycetes; Hypocreales; Ophiocordycipitaceae. Gene Ontology annotation, molecular function: acyltransferase activity, transferring groups other than amino-acyl groups. The record is from RefSeq and is a predicted model, not a curated record.
AUGGAUUCGGUUGUUGGGGCCGCCAAGACGGCGUUCCAGUCCAGGCGGCUGCGGUACGUCAAGAUGGACGAAGCAAACGAGGACAUCAAGGCCUUCAUGCCCGAGGUUGAAGGGGACCCGGUGACACAAUGCCUAGCGAAUCCGUCACUUUUCCGGCCACAGGGGAAGAAGGAAAUCGAUUACUCAACUGAGCAGUUUGCGAAGUCGUUUCUAGGCGUUGCGAUAUGCCUUCACCCAGACGAGGAGAUAAAGCAAGCUGGUGGCAGCGCAACAUCGUCCACCACUAGCAGCACUGCUGCCACCGACAGCCACUGCAGCUGCAGAAAGACAAGCAAGACAGGCACUAUCAUCGGGACCAUGUGCCUAGGAUGGGGAGGCAUCCCUGCGGCGACUGCACAUCAUCGCAAUGCGCAACUGGGCAUCGUGUUGGCCGACGCGUAUCAGGGCCGUGGGUACGGGCGUGAGGCCAUCAAUUGGAUGCUCGACUGGGCAUUCCGUCAUGGCGGCUUACACACAGUCAGUCUCGUCACGUACUCGUUCAAUGAGCGCGGGGUGCAUCUCUACAGCGACAUCGGGUUCCAGCUCGAGGGGCGGCGGCGGCAGGUGGCCUGGUUCGACCGGAAGUGGUACGACGAGCUGUGGUUCGGCAUGACAGAAGACGAGUGGGAGAAGCUGAGAGGCCUGAGAUGA